AAAACACUUGUUGCAAUGAGCAUUAGUCUGUAAGCCUCAGUGGAUCAUCUUUCCUUCACCAUUUCUUACACCAUGCGCUGUCUUCACUUUCUUUGUGUAUGUCUGCGCGUCUUUCUGUAUCUGAACUGUAUCUGUAUCUUAACGAGGAGAAGACACAGACGGCAAAUUACUGACAGCUUUCAACAGUAAUGGUCAGACUGCGUAAUCUACAGUUCUGUUUGGGUGUAACUGUUGGGAUUAGUGCGACUUUCACUGUACUUGUCAUGAGGUGGAGCUGGACGUCGAUACCUGACACAGGCCAGGAGUCUCACUUUAAAAGAGGUACUUCUAAUAACUCUUGCCCUUGUUCAAGUGUAACAGAUGAUUAUAAUAUCGCUCAAGAACUUUUCCAGAAAGUGCGAAUAGUUUGCUGGAUAAUGACAUCUCCUACAAAUUUACAAAGCCGAGCUAUUCAUGUGAAAAAUACUUGGACCAAACGCUGUAACGUCGUACUCUUCAUGAGCUCUGUCCAAAACGCCAGUUUCCCAACCAUUGGCCUCAACGUGAGCGAGGGUAGGUCUCAUCUGACAGCCAAGACAAUGAAGGCGUUCAAAUACCUUUACGACAAUCAUUUAGAAGACGCUGAUUGGUUUCUUAAAGCAGAUGACGACACUUACGUCAUCAUGGAGAAUCUGCGAUACCUUCUUUCAGAGGAGAACCCAAAAGAGGCCAUCUACUUCGGGGCACGCUUUAAAGCCUAUGUUAAGCAGGGCUACACCAGCGGAGGAGGUGGUUAUGUCAUCAGCAAGGAGGCCCUCAGACGCAUCGGUUCUGAGGGUUUCCUUGACAAAAGAGUAUGUACAGUGGACGGUGGCCCAGAGGAUGUUCAGAUCGGUUUGUGUUUGCAAAAUUUGGGAGUUCGGCUCAAGCCAAGUUUGGAUGUCAGGGGCAGAACACGAUUUCACUGCUUCAAACCGGAGGAUGUCGUGACAGCAAAGUUUCCCAAAUGGUAUUAUAACUUCGACUUUGAUCACGGAAAGGGGGGGAUGGACAACAUCAGCGACUAUGCCAUCAGUUUCCACUACGUCAAAGGGGACACGAUGUACGCCCUUGAAUACUUUAUCUACCACUUACGUCCUUAUGGUAUCCCGAAUAGAGCACAGACUUUAAACGUUCAAACAUAGUGUAGAGUUCGAUGUCAAAAGUCUGUCCGUGAACUAUUCGAUGUUGAUUUGAACAAAGUCUUGGUAGCAAUAAUAAACUAUUUCUUUUUU
This is a messenger RNA of Biomphalaria glabrata, 1253 nucleotides long. Its product is annotated as glycoprotein-N-acetylgalactosamine 3-beta-galactosyltransferase 1-like. Bases 189 to 1163 code for a protein of 324 amino acids. The transcript has 7 exons. NCBI's taxonomy places the organism in Eukaryota, Metazoa, Mollusca, Gastropoda, Planorbidae. Gene Ontology annotation, molecular function: N-acetylgalactosaminide beta-1,3-galactosyltransferase activity. Gene Ontology annotation, cellular component: membrane. The record is from RefSeq and is a predicted model, not a curated record.